Molecule: messenger RNA, 1020 nt
Organism: Cylicocyclus nassatus
Lineage: Eukaryota; Metazoa; Nematoda; Chromadorea; Rhabditida; Strongylidae
Source: the annotation of a GenBank genome assembly
AUGCCAAUGGGGCUAAAGGGAGCGCCGGCCACCUUCCAACGAAUUAUGAAUGACUUUAAGAAGCACUUAAGAGCGCGCGUAUUUAUUUAUAUAGAUGACCUUAUUGUAACUUCGGAAACUCCUGAAGAACACCUUCAGGAUAUAGACGAAGUCCUUUCCCAGAUUGAGGCUAUAGCAGCUCCGCUUUAUAAUCUUUUGAAGAAAAAUGCAAAAUUUGAAUGGACAAAGGAAUGUGCGGACGCUAUGUCUGAACUCCAAGAUCAUCUUGUUUCACCACCCAUUUUGGCAGCGCCUCGUCUAGGAGAACCAUUUGUGAUUGAAACAGACAGUUCUUCUAAGGCCGUAGCCGCAGUUUUGAGACAAGAUCAGAAUGGAGAAAUGAGAUGCAUAGCUUAUGCUAGUAGGGCUUUAAAUCAACAUGAAUCUCGUUAUCCACCAAUAGAACUAGAAGCGCUGGGAUUAGUUUUUGCGGUGCAGAAAUUCCGCCCGUAUAUUGACGGUGCGAAAUGUACCGUUAUCACGGAUCAUGCACCACUUAAGGCUCUCUUGCAUCGCAAAGACCUAAUGGGACGCUUGGCAAAAUAUCAAAUAAUAUUGCAGGAAUAUGAUAUUCAAAUUGUUUAUCGCCCCGGUAAGCACAAUUUACUGUGCGAUGCUCUUUCACGUAAUCCGCCUAUCUAUGGUAUAUCCACAGGCGAAGAGGAGGAAGAAUAUCAUUUCUCCUCUACAGAAGCGAGAAAGGAGCAAGAUGAGUGCCCGUGGAUAUCUCUGUAUAAGACAGCCUUGCAAGAAGGUUCUGAUGAGCCUGAACUCUCUGAAUAUAUUAUCAUCAAUGACAUGCUUUACAAAAUACCAACCAAAAUUACAGAAUUACCUCAGUUAGUGUUGCCCGAGAAUUCACAGUGCAAAUGGAUCAGUCGCCACAAGAACGCCGGUCACACCUCUUUUCGUUCUUCGGGCUGGUACGCGACGCCGCCUCCUAGUAGAAACACAACAGCCAUUUACCAUAAUCAGCAAUAG